AUGAGAAAAGUCCUUUUUAUAGCGCUGCUUGUGUCGUUUGCUGCGUGCAUGACCACCACAGAGCGACUGGCCAGCUACAUGGAAGAAAUGAAAAGGAAGACGUGCGGACUGUAUAACAGCAUGGGCGGAAUUCAAGGCGUUAAAAACACGAUGGCAAAGAACAUUGCACCGCUUGGCAGCAAAAUAAAAGAGCACACAAAGAACUUUGCCUCAAAAAUAAACACAUUUGGAUAUACAAAAGUAAUACCGCAGGCCAAGAAGGCAUACGCCAGCAUAAAGGAAAAAAUAAACACGGAAAAAGAGAAGAGAAAAGACGCGCCUUUGGCAGAAAAAGUUGAGGAAGAACACGCAAGAGAAGAAGACAUAAUUCCACUGAAGGAGAACGAAGAAGAACAGCUGAAAGAGAUUGAGAAGUUCCUAAGGGAUAUUAUUAAUGGAAUGAAGGAGAAAGGAGAGCACGUAAACUUGCACGAUGACUACAACUACGAUGCAAAUGAAGAGGAGAAUGAAGAAGCCAAUGGCCAGGCGGCGGAUGAAGAUAAAGAAGAGCUGAAGACGUUGGAAGAUGAAAGCACCGAAAACAACGAAAGCGCGGCAGAGAAGGGCGCAGAGUUCAAAGAAGACCUUUAG
Messenger RNA from Nematocida minor, 630 nucleotides. RefSeq lists its product as uncharacterized. The transcript has a single exon. The record is from RefSeq and is a predicted model, not a curated record. NCBI's taxonomy places the organism in Eukaryota, Fungi, Microsporidia. Bases 1 to 630 code for a protein of 209 amino acids.